Drosophila grimshawi is the source of this 2910-nucleotide messenger RNA. It is a transcript of the gene Cul5, whose product is annotated as cullin-5. Gene Ontology annotation, cellular component: Cul5-RING ubiquitin ligase complex; SCF ubiquitin ligase complex. Gene Ontology annotation, biological process: SCF-dependent proteasomal ubiquitin-dependent protein catabolic process; protein ubiquitination. The coding region runs from base 141 to 2717 and encodes 858 amino acids. Gene Ontology annotation, molecular function: ubiquitin protein ligase binding. The record is from RefSeq and is a predicted model, not a curated record. NCBI's taxonomy places the organism in Eukaryota, Metazoa, Arthropoda, Insecta, Diptera, Drosophilidae. The transcript is spliced from 6 exons.
CGCAACAACAAAUCGGUCGAAAAAACUAUUAUCGGCCGCUUAUAGGCGGAGGAAAUUUAGCGUUUCUCUUGAUCAAAACAUUUUGAUUUGAUAUAGUUCGCCAUAAUUGACAAAGACAAAGAGACGUCAAACACACAACAAUGCUGCGGGCGAUAGGCAAACGGGACAGAGACAUCUUCGACGAGGAAUGGCCAGAAAAGCGAAAAAUUGUGCUCAAGCUGCUGCGCCAGGAGACCGUAUCGCAGCUCGAAUGGCAGGAUCUCUUCUAUGGCGUCCACAACGUCUGCCUCUGGGACGAGAAAGGCGCCACAAAAAUCUACGAUGGCCUCCAGCAGGACAUCGUUCAGUUCAUUGUGCAGGCGCAGUCCUUGGUUCAGGCGCAGCGCGGCGAACAGGCCCUUUUGGCCACCUACAUUGUGGAAUGGCGUAAAUUCUUCACACAGUCCAAUUACCUGCCGCUGCCCUUUCGCCAGCUGGAGCAGUCGCCGCAGGUGAAGCCGCCAGCGUCCAGUUCCGCAUCGUCAUCCUCAGCCGGUGCAUCCACCUCGAAUUCGGCUGCUGCUGCCGCCGCUUCUUCAGUCACCGCUGCCGGCGCCGCUGCCGGCGCCUCCUCGUCGUCGUCCAGCAAUCAAGCAUCCUCGAGUAGUUCCUCUACCACAAAAGCCUCUACAUCGUCAGCAGCCACAACCACGACUGGUGGUGGUGGUGGCGCCUCCACCAGUGCUGGAGCUGGCAGCAAUUCGGCAACAUCCGCAUCCAAUAGCUCCAAGAAGGGCCCUACCGACGAUAGUCCGGUGCGGAAGCUAAUGCUCGACUCGUGGAACAAGCACAUCUUUCACGACAUCAAAGAUCGCCUGCAGGAGUCCGCCAUGAAGAUUGUGCACGCCGAACGCAACGGUGAUGCCUACGAUGCUCAGCUGGUGGUCGGGGUGCGUGAGAGUUAUGUGAAUCUGUCGUCCAACUCGGAGGACAAACUAGAAAUCUAUCGCGAGCACUUCGAGAAGGCCUAUUUGAAGGCCACCGCCGAUUUCUAUCGGCUCAAGUCGGCGGAGCAGCAACAAGAGAAUGGCGUACUGGCGUACAUGAAGUAUGCGGAUGCCAAGCUGCGCGAGGAGGAGGUGCGCGCCAAGCGUUAUCUGGAACCGAGCAGCUUUAAUAUACUCACCUGCCGUUUGGUCAAGGUGCUGAUUGUGGAUCAUCUCAAUUCGAUAAUUGCCGAGUGUCCGGCUUUGAUUCGGGACUAUGAGACGGAGCGUUUGAAUCUGAUGUUUCGCUUGAUGGAUCGCGUCCUCGAUGGCGAGGGCGUCGAGGCGAUGAUGGGCGAUCUGCAGCGUCAUAUCAAGUCCGCUGGAUUGGCCGACAUGCAGUCCGCCUCGGAGAUCAUUACCCAGGACUCGGAGAAGUAUGUGGAGCGACUGUUGGAGCUAUUCAAUAAGUUUAGCGACCUGGUCCGCAACGCCUUCAACGAUGAUCCCCGGUUCCUUACUGCCCGCGACAUUGCCUUCAAGAUGGUCGUCAACGACACCAGCGUCUUCAAAAUGGACCUGCCCACAAGCAUCGCCAAUCGAGGCGUCAAAUACACAGCGCCUGAGAGCAAGUGUCCCGAGCUACUGGCCAACUAUUGCGAUAUGCUCCUCCGUCGCACGCCGCUUAGCAAGCGGCUCACCAGCGAGCAGAUCGAUGCACGUCUGCGCGACGUCCUGCUCGUCCUAAAGUAUGUCAACAACAAGGAUGUCUUCAUGCGCUACCACAAGGUGCAUUUGACGAGACGUUUAAUACUGGGCACUAGCGCGGACAGCGAAAAGGAGGAGGAUAUAGUUGAAUGGCUGCGCGAGGUUGGCAUGCCCGCUGACUAUGUCAAUAGACUGGCACGCAUGUUCCAGGACAUUAAGGUCAGCGAAGAUCUGAAUACUCAAUUCCGUAACUCGAUAAGUCGGCAUGAUGCCAUCAAUAUUAAAAUACUCAACGCUGGCGCGUGGGCGCGCUGCUCGGAGCGUGUCUCUGUAUCGCUGCCCAUUGAAUUGGAGGACUAUAUACCCGAUGUGGAGGAGUUCUACAAGAAGAAGCAUUCCGGCCGUAAGCUGCAAUGGUAUCAUCACAUGAGCAAUGGCACCAUCACGUUUGUGAACAAUUUCGGUCGCUACGAUCUCGAUGUGACCACAUUUCAAAUGGCCGUGCUCUUUGCCUGGAAUCAGCGGCAGCACGACAAAAUCUCCUAUGAGAAUCUACGUCUGGCCACCGAGCUGCCGGAUCCGGAGCUGAGACGUACUUUGUGGUCGCUGGUCGCCUUUCCCAAGAUCAAGAAGCAAAUUCUGCUUAUGGAGCCAACGGUGAUCAAUUCACCCAAAGAUUUUGCCGAGAACACCAUGUUUUAUAUCAAUCAGGAGUUUGCCAUUGUCAAGAAUGGCAAAUCACAGCGUCGUGGCAAGUUAAAUCUUAUUGGUCGUCUUCAACUGAGCACGGAGCGUUCGCAGCAGGAGGAUAAUCAGUCCAUUGUCCAGCUGCGCAUCCUGCGCACCCAGGAGGCAAUCAUAAAGAUUAUGAAGGUGCGCAAGCGCAUGAACAAUGCGGCGCUCCAAGCGGAGCUCAUCGAUAUACUGAAGAACAUGUUCCUGCCAUCGAAGAAGAUGAUCAAGGAGCAGCUCGAGUGGCUUAUCGAACACAAGUAUAUGCGACGCGACGAUGAUGACAUCAACAUGUUCAUUUAUGUGGCCUAACUGUGAUGCGUCCUUUGCGUCCUUGCCUAGUAUCCAUUCCCACUCAUCAAACAACCAACCAACAAUUUUAAUUUCUCUUUUUUAUCUCACACUUUUCUCAAUGUUUCUUUUUUAAUGACUUUUGCGUCCUGGGGCAUGUUUCAAAAUUGCUCUUUUUUUAAAGGAAAAGAAAAAGAAGAACACAACAAUUUUA